UAUUAUUAUCAUUAUUAUUACUAUUAUUACUACUGUAUUUGAUGCUAUCAUGUCUCUAGAGAUAUUGAAGACUAUAAAAACAACGCCUUAAAGUCAACAUUUUUAUAAAAAUCUUUUAAUAAUCAUUUAGUGACUAAUGCCUUCAGUAAAAGAACACAUCUCAAAACAUCUACUUGCAUCAUUUCUAAGCUUUUAUUAAGCAAUAUAUAUAAAUAUAUAUAUUCAUAUAAAAUAUCUCCAAUUCGCACACAUUUCACUUUAAACAAUGUCGAAUAGCUCUAAUAUCACUGCUGACAGUAUUAUUAUAAAUAAUAUUACUACCACUACUACUAUUAGUAGUAUUAGUAGUAUCAGUCAAGACGAGAUUACCUCAGUUUAUACUGAGCCUGCAUCCGCUUCAAUAGAUGAGCUAAUCUAUGGAUUACACGAAAUCUUACAAGGUGUGUCACCCACAUGUCGUCAAGCCGCAACACUUUUCUUAUCAGGAUUUUUGUUGUCGGUGUUCUGUUAAUCAUACCAGCACUUAUGCAAACAGCAGCUGCUUAUGUAUGGGCUGCUCAAGUGCGUCGUGAAUCAGUUACACCGACCCAACUGCAACAGUACAAAACAAACAAGCCAAACACAAAUAGCAUCAAUGCUCAGAGACAAGGUAGAAAACGCAGAUUACCAAAACAAGACAGAACCUUAUUUCUAUACCGUAUACUCGCCUGUACUGGAUCCUUACUUGUACUUAUAUUUUCUACACUCCCACAAUUAGUGAUUGCUGUCGCAAAACCUCCAAUACCAGACAGUAUAGAUAAACGCUGGGGUUGGUGUCAUGCAUUUGUAUAUGCAGAUCAUGUGACAAGAUGUUUUGCGAGUUAUUUAAUUGUUGUUCCAUUUUUGCUGUUAUUUUGGAAUUUUUUAUUCAGUGAAAUAAUACCACGUCAUCAUUUAAUUAUGCGUAAUGUAUUCGAAGUGAUCUUGAAGUCAUCGAUUUUUAUAGCUUUGUUCUCUUUAUGCAUGCCAAUACCAAUGGUAAUAAGACAGUAUGAAAAAGUGUGUCCAUCUAAAAACUUUUGUACAUGUGGACCAACAAUUCAUGGUGUUGCAACAUUCUUAUACUAUGAUUUUGUGAUAACUCGUAUUGUUCCAGCGGUCUUUAUUAUCUUCAUCAGUAUUGGUUUUUUACGUUGGUUACCAAGAGAAGAUUAUGGGGUAUUCUAUGAACCAGCCAUUUAUUUAGCGCUUACAAUACCAGUUGUAUUAUGCGAAAUUAUCAUUCAUAUAUUUCAUCGUGCACAUAUAAUUAAAAAGUUAGCUAAUGUAAAUUUUUGCAAUUUUAUGCUUCUAUCCUAUUCAUUAUAUCAUACAUCGUUCAGUUGUACAUUUGUCCUUGCCACAUUACGCUCAAUGCUUAGCGAAAUACAAGAAGAACGACGUAAAAGAAGUAUGCUUUUCUAUGAUGAAAAUGUUGAUACUGGACAACAGUCAGGAGGAGGAGGAGGAGGAGUACGAUCACCGCCACCUUCAUCAUCAUCGUCAGCAUCUCGUAGGAAUAAAACUCUUGUCAACAGUGAAACCGGUAAAGCCAAUAGUACAAAAGAUCAAAUGCAUGGAACAAAACGUCGUACAAAUUUAAUUCAUGGAUUACAGAAACAAUUCUCUGUUGCAUAUCGAUGGAAACCAGAUUUUACAGAUGAAGAAACUGAUUUUAUAGCUGGUCAAAUUGAAGAAUCAUCUAUGGAUCAGUCUACGAAUCAGAAUACCUUCAAUAACAGUCAAAUUAAUAAUAAUAAUAAUAAUAAUAAUAGUAAUGAUCCAAAUUUAUUAGAUGUAAACAUGUCAAAUGAAACAGGUGAACAGUGUACUGAUGACGCUAUGCUUCAUUAUGCUAUUCUACAAAGAUCUGCUAGUUUAAAAAGAAAGAACAAGAGAAACGUACAAAACCCCAUUUAGAUCCUUCUCAUCGUGGUAACAUGCGGAGUCCAGAUUUUCAACAUAGACAACCAAAGCAACAGCGGAUCCCAAAUUAUUAUACUGGUGGUAGUAACAGAAUAGCCUAAUGCAACUGACCGUCUUUACUCAAUUUGAGAAUGAAUGGAAAUAUCAUCAAUAGAGGCUAAAACAAAUAUUAACAACACAAAUAGAAAUGCAUACAACACUAUGUUAUCUUCAUUUUGUACUGCUUUGGUGAAUAAAUCAAACUCUCCAUUGUAACAUAAAUAGAUGUUCACCAUGAAAUAAAUGUAUUUU
Molecule: messenger RNA, 2235 nt
Organism: Trichobilharzia regenti
Lineage: Eukaryota; Metazoa; Platyhelminthes; Trematoda; Strigeidida; Schistosomatidae
Source: the annotation of a GenBank genome assembly